AUGGAUCAAGCGGAAGGGCCAUCGCCAUUCUCAGUCCUUACCCAACAGUUAUCCUCGCUUACUCAAGCGGUCCGUGAACUUCAGGGAGGUUACGCCCAGAUGCAAGAUCAGAUGCGGACCCUGCAGUCGCCUCUCGGUGGUUCAGCAUCCGUAUCAGCGGCUGAUCAAUCUGCCUCUGAGAGCCAAGUACUUCCUUCUGACCUUCCUGAGCCCAAGAUUCAUCUCCCGGAACGGUUCUCCGGUGAUCGGAAGACUUUUCGUCUGUUUAAAAAUAACUGUAAACUUUUAUUUACUCUGAAAUCUCGUACCUAUCCUACUGAACAGGCUCGGGUGGGUACUGUUAUCUCCUUGUUGUCCGGAGAUCCCCAGGCUUGGGCUUUUCGGUUAAUGGAUCUGCAGAGCCCAGAAUUGGCUACAGUGGAGUCUUUCUUUAAAGCCAUGGCCAUAUUAUAUGAUGAUCCGCACAGGACUUUGGCGGCUGAAGCGUCACUUCGUUCUCUGAGUCAGGGGCGUGGGCCAGCCGAAGAUUAUACAGUUCAGUUCCGCAAGUUUGCAGCAGAUGUUGACUGGAAUCAGUCUGCACUCAAACACCAGUAUCGUCUGGGGUUGUCAGAAGGCCUAAAGGAUGAAUUGGCACGUACGGGAAUCCCAGAGACUUUAGACGAUCUCAUUUUGCUCACCAUACAACUUGAUCGCAGACUCCGUGAGCGCAGAGCUGAGAGGUCAGGUCAAGGUUCCCCAAUGUGGGUACUUCCUCAUGCUUCCCCACCAAUUCGGUUGCCUGCUGUCUCCUCUUCGGUUGCGGACCCUGAACCCAUGCAGAUCGGAGCUAUUAGAUCAGCAUUAACUCCUGAGGAACGUUUAAGACGUCGGAGGCUCAAUUUGUGUCUCUAUUGUGGACUUGCUGGUCAUCUGCUUCGUGAUUGCCCCACUCGGCCCUCCUUGAAGGGUAAAGCAGUUUCUAACCAAUCUCCAGUAUUUACGUCUCCUUUUACUCCAUUACUUACCAUUCCACUUUCUUUACAGUGGGAAGACAAGUCGGUGAAACUGCAAGCAAUAAUUGAUUCUGGGGCCAGUGGGUGUUUCCUGGAUUCUGCGACGGCUAAGGCUCACUGUUUUCCCUUGCACGAGAAAAAGAAUCCCACGUUUCUUCGAGUUGCUGAUGGUUCACCCAUAUUAUCUGGUCCAGUCAUUCAAGAGACUUUUCCCCUCUCUAUGUCCCUUAAUAAAGUUCAUUCUGAAACUCUGAACUUUGACAUUGAACUUCGCAACUAUCUUGUUGAGAACUUAGCCAAAGGUUUUAUUCGUCAUUCCACUUCUCCUGCUGGCGCUGGAAUUUUCUUUGUAGAAAAGAAGGAUCGUUCACUAAGACCCUGCAUUGAUUACCGCGAACUAAAUAAAAUAACUAUUAAGAAUAGAUACCCACUUCCACUCAUCCCAGAGUUAUUCCAACGGCUUCGUGAAGCUAAAGUCUUUUCGAAAUUGGAUCUUAGAGGGGCCUAUAAUCUGGUCAGGAUCCGCGAAGGAGAUGAGUGGAAGACCGCUUUUCGCACAAGAUACGGGCACUUUGAGUACCUUGUUAUGCCGUUCGGCCUAUGUAACGCCCCAGCAACGUUCCAACACUUUGUGAAUGACGUGUUCCGUGAUUUCUUGGAUGUCUUUGUCAUAAUUUACUUAGAUGACAUCCUUGUUUUCUCCAAUUCUCUCGAAGACCACAGAGUACAUAUGAAGAAGGUUCUUUCACGCUUACGCACUCAUCAGCUCUAUGCUAAGCUGGAAAAAUGCAUUUUCGAACAAGAUUCUGUGGAAUUUUUAGGUUUCUUUAUCACUCCCCAAGGAAUUCAAAUGGAUUCCCGAAAAGUUUCAGCAAUCUUGGAUUGGCCUGCUCCCACGUCUAGAAAAGCCGUCCAGCGAUUUAUUGGCUUCGCUAAUUUUUAUAGAAAAUUUGUUAAAAAUUUCUCUCAAAUCAUUUCACCUAUCACCAGUCUCACACGAGCCAAUGUAAAGUUUAUGUGGACCUCAGAAGCUCAAAGAGCUUUUCAAUGUUUAAAAGAUCUUUUUAUUUCUGCUCCUGUCCUUCAUCACCCUGAUCCUUCGCUUCCUUUCAUAUUAGAGGUGGAUGCUUCGGAAAAUGCUGUUGGAGCCAUUCUUUCCCAAAGAUCAGGUAUUAAAGAGGAACUUCACCCAGUCGCUUUUUUUUCUCAUAAGAUGUCAAGAUCUGAGUGUAAUUAUGACGUCGCUGACAGGGAACUAUUGGCGAUUAAGCUCGCUUUAGAGGAGUGGAGGUAUCUCCUUGAAGGCGCCAAACAUCCUAUCCUUAUCUUUACAGAUCACCGUAAUCUGGAAUAUCUACGGUCAGCUAAAAGACUUAGGCCCAGGCAAGCCAGAUGGGCACUAUUUUUUAUGCGUUUUAAUUUCCACCUUACUUAUCGCCCUGGCACUAAGAACACAAAAGCUGACGCUUUAUCUCGGAUGUUUUCUCCACAACCAGAUUCACAUGAAUCUUCCGAAACCAUCUUGGGACCUAACCAUUUUCUUCUCCUUCAGACCUCCUUCCUUGAUCAAGUUAAAAGAGAUUCUGGAGUUAUUUCUCAUUCUUCACUUCCUCAGGAAACAAGUUAUAAAGACGGGUUUUUCUUUUUUAAGAAUAAACUUUUGUUCCAGAAAACCUUCGUUUAGAGGCACUCAGAAUUGUCCAUGAUGCUAAAUUAGCCGGGCACCCAGGGAUUAAAAAGACCUCUUUGUUGGCAAGAAGAUUAUUUUGGUGGCCUGGAUUGAACAAGGACUGUACUAAAUACGUUGUUUCUUGUGAAACUUGUGCUCGAUCUAAGACCUCUCAUAGCAAACCACUAGGUCUUUUACAACCUCUUCCUGUGCCAUCCCGUCCGUGGGGAUCUGUGUCUAUGGAUUUUAUUUCAGAACUUCCUCCAUCACAAGGACACACUGCUAUUAUGGUGUUCGUUGACCGUCUCACCAAAAUGGCUCACUUUGUUUCUUUACCCAAACUACCUUCUGCUCCUGUAUCUGCUGAAGUAUUCAUUCGGGAGGUGGUUAGACUUCAUGGGAUACCAGAUGAAGUAGUUUCUGACCGGGGUCCACAAUUCACCUCGCAAUUUUGGAAGACUCUAUGUGGGGCACUACAAAUUAAGGUAUCUCUCUCUUCAGCAUUCCACCCCCAAACUAAUGGUCAAACAGAGAGGACAAACCAAACUCUAGAACAAUACUUAAGAUGUUAUUCUUCUUAUCUCCAGGACGACUGGGUAUAUUUACUUCCUUUAGCAGAAUUUGCUUAUAAUAAUUCAUGCCAUUCCUCGACCAAACAGUCUCCAUUUUUUGCUAAUUAUGGAUUGAAUCCUGCAAUUUUCCCAGCUUCAUCGCUUCCUGAGAUCUCGCUCCCCGCAGUUCAGGAUCGGCUUGUCUUUCUGAAACAUAACUUAAAAUUACUACAACAAACAAUGACUAAAGCACAACAAGAUUUCAAGAGCUUUGCUGACCGUAAACGAAGAAUGGAUCCUGAGUUCAAGGUCGGAGACCAAGUUUGGUUAUCUUCAGUCAAUCUCAAAUUAUCCUGUCCAAGUAAGAAGUUAGGGCAAAGAUUUUUGGGUCCUUUUUCUAUCACUCGUCAAAUUAAUCCCGUUUCGUUUCAAUUGAAGUUACCCAAGUCUUACCGCAUUCAUCCGGUGUUCCAUACGGCGUUGCUUAAACCUGUGGUACAGAAUCAAUUUCCAGGAAGAACUCUUCUUCCGCCUCCUCCAGUUAUAGUUGAUGACCAAGAAGAAUUCGUGGUUGAACAGGUUUUGGAUUCACGAAGGAGAGGGAAAAGACUACAGUAUUUGGUCAAAUGGAAAGGCUAUGGACCGGAAGAAAAUUCCUGGGAGCCCUCUUCAAAUCUACAUGCCCCUAGACUUGUGGCUCAGUUCCACAAGACUCAUCCAGACAAGCCUUCUAGCAUCUGCGUCCAGAGGCCGCAUCUCGGUAGGGGGCAAUGUAAGGUUACUUACCGAAGGGUUCCAGCGCGGCGGCUCUCGGCGGCUCUGACGUCACGAGCGUCGAAGCGCAGGCGCGUGUGCGCGCAUGGACGGCACAGAACGUAGUGACGCCUGCGUCUUUACGCAGGCGUGCCGACGCUGGCGAAAAAGCGGCGCCAAGACUUAAGGUAUUUAAACCUACUUUUUUAUUCCUUCUGUGCCUGGUUAUCGUGGUUUAUUCCUGUGAGACCUAGCUAUACUUUUCUUAUUGACUCCUGUGUAUGACCUCUGAUUGCCCUCGACUCUGAUCCUUUGCUGAAUACCCAGACCUCGACCUGUUUAUCGUUCCUGUUGUUUGCUGCCUGCCUCUGACCUCGGAUCUGCCUGACUACGCCUCUCUUCUCGACCCUCUGGUACCUCGAUCCUGUGUAGCCUCACUGGCUUC
Molecule: messenger RNA, 4413 nt
Organism: Xenopus laevis (African clawed frog)
Lineage: Eukaryota; Metazoa; Chordata; Amphibia; Anura; Pipidae
Exons: 2
Coding region: 1-2679 (892 amino acids)
Source: RefSeq, a predicted model, not a curated record